Molecule: messenger RNA, 930 nt
Organism: Blepharisma stoltei
Lineage: Eukaryota; Ciliophora; Heterotrichea; Heterotrichida; Blepharismidae
Source: the annotation of a GenBank genome assembly
AUGGCCGGCAAGCAAACCCACCCUCACACUGGUCUGAAAGUUUACUUAAUUCGUCAUGCCGAAUCUAACAAUAACUUAGCAAGCUGCACGAUGGAAAGAUCAGAAUAUGAAAGAAUCAGAGAGCAUGACCCUACCUUAUCAGAAGGAGGAAUUGAAGAAGCUCGCCAGCUCGGCCAAUACAUGAAAAACCAUCCAGAUAAAUUCGACAACUUUAUUGACCAAUGUUUCGCAGAAAUACACUGCAGUGCAAUGACCAGGUCAUUGCAAACUGCUGACAUAAUUUCUAACUCCUCCUUUGAAAAAACCCUGAAAAUAAUCUUUUUUUUUUUAAAUAAAAAUAUUUUGCGAUCAUAAGAUCAUAAUAAAUUUAUUAGCUUGCUUUAUAUUGCAUAAUUUUUAUAAAAUAAAAAAAAAAAAACCUACGUGAGCCAGUAAAAAUUUUUACAUAGGAGUAAAGAAAUCGGAUUAGACCCCAUUGUAUGGGUAGAUAUUCAUGAAGUAAAAGGCUGCCGAUCUCGAGGCCAAGCAUAUUUAGGCAAAAGUCGCGGACAAAUUUUGGAGAGAUUUCCCAAUUUUGUGCUACCACCAGAAAUUACAGACGAAGGUUGGUAUUUUCUUGGGAGAGAAGAAACUGAAGAAGAAGCCUGGGAAAGGGCUGGGAGAGUCUGGGAAAGACUGACACACUUAAGUGAGCUUGAUGAAUAUCAAGGAAAAGCGAUUUUAAUAGUGACACAUGGGCUGUUUUUGGAUUUUCUGAUGGGAAGACUGUGCAAUAGAGAAAUGAAAGGGCCACCAAGGUUUGCGUUUUAUAACACAGGGUAUUCUCUUGUGUGGCUUAAGAAGCCUAGAACAAUAGUGCAUUAUAUUGACAGAAUUGAACAUUUGACUGUAAUCCCACUUUUGUAUAGGAAUGGAGAAUUAGAUGAUUAA